GAAUAAAGAGAACGAAGGGGAAGGAUGUGGCACACUUUAUUGGCGGCGAGUUUCUGGGCAUCACAACCAGGUCACCAAAGGGAAAGUCAAUACGGACUUUAGCCAGAUGGAAAGAAAAUACACACUUCAGCCAGACUGCGCCCAUCGUAUGAAUCCUCGACCUGUUGGGGAGGCGGUUCCUGUCCCAGUCUCGGCCGUGUUAGACAGCGUUCCUAGUCGUAUGAGAGCAAGAUACCUGGCAUAGGCAGCCUUCCAUUGUUCUUCACGCUUUGAUUUUGCCGAUUCGAUGUCGUCCUGAGAGACGAAGCGCGAGCCAAUUACACCAGAGGAGAGGGACGGAAUGGCUUCCUCCAUGAUAAUGACGUUUUGUAGCCAAGUUUGAGGCAAAUGUCUAUAUAGGGACUCGGUGUAAUUACGGACUUCAAAACUCAAACGUCUCUGUUAUGUUCAUAUGAGUUCAUCGCCAGCUCGUCCUCCGUCGUCGUCGACGACGACGAGCAUGAACAAACAUACCAGCGUUCGCAGCAAUCGUCCGGCUCCUACCAUCUCCACUGUCGUCACCGUUCCUCCCUGGGCAAAGGACGAGCCCCCAUCGCCAAAGGAGCAGCCUUCUGUCUCUGAUUUUCGUUAUGUUUCCGAGUCCAGACCCUCCGACAUUGCUUCGUUUCAAUCUUUCGCUUCCCCGAGUCGCUGGUGGACGUUCACUCAUCCUUGGCCAAGCCAUUCUGCCACUACAAGUCAUCCAGAUGAUCCCUCAAAAUCAGAGAAGAAGCCCCAAAAUUCUUUUAAGGAUCGUUCCAUGGCUUGGCUUCCGUCUUCUGCUGCCGCCUUUCGAGAGGGUUCGUCCUUUGUCCGCCGUAGCGAAAAAGACCCAGAUUCUCCAGAGCAUACCCAUCGCCAUCGCCGUGACUGGAACUUGUCAAUUACACUUCCCACCCCCGUUGCCUCCCCGUUCACUCUUACCCACAACGCUACUCCCGGUUGGGAGACGCCUUGGACUGCACGACCUACUGCUCAAGGUCCAUCGCGUUCUGAAGAAAGAGAUGACGCCUACGGCUUUGGGAAUAUAGAAAAUGCUUCCUCAUCGACGAGCAGUCGGGAUAUAACCAUCUGGCAGCGUCGGAAAAAACGUUUAAGGACAUUCAUCUUGACCAAUACCUACGUUCCUCUGCUUUUUCGUUUCAUCAACCUCACGUUCACAACUGCUGCCCUCGGUGUCGCUAUAAGAGUGCGACAGCGAGAACGGGAAUAUGGCAUCAUGGGCGCUCUUGGAAGCUCCCCCACUCUCGUUAUAAUUUUUGCUCCGUUAACGCUAGUACAUGUCUUGACAGCAGUAUACCUUGAAUACUUUGGCCGUCCCCUCGGUUUGUGGCGCACUUCGGGUAAACUGGCGCAUACACUAUUAGAAGUGCUUUUCAUAUGUGCUUGGUCGGCUGCCCUCUCCCUCUGCUUCGAUAAUUUCUUCACUUCCCUAGUUCCAUGUGCCUCGCCGUCCGCCAGUUCGUGGUACAACGAACUACCCCGUCCAACUAGCAACCUUCCCAUAUUCGAAGACAGCAUUGGUGAUAUCCUCUGCGACAGCCAACUCGCAUUGAUAUGCCUUGUUGGAGUUGGCCUUCUGAUGUACUGCAGCAAUUUGGUGAUAAGCCUUUUCCGAAUAUUUGAAAAGGUCAAAUACCACCCUACCGUCACAGGUUUUUCAUGACGCUCACGACGAUCUGUACAUCCCCAUCGCUAUAUGCGCAUUGUAUUUCUUUGUGUCUGUACGGCUGCCCUCGUUACAUUCCAGCGUCAGUCGAGGCACCUUUUCUUCGCUAUUUAUUCUAUUUAAUACUUGUAUUUUUGUUCCUUUUCCUCUCAAUCACAUUCACGCGGACCUCAUAUACC
This is a messenger RNA of Guyanagaster necrorhizus, 1887 nucleotides long. RefSeq lists its product as uncharacterized. Bases 452 to 1705 code for a protein of 417 amino acids. The transcript has 5 exons. Lineage: Eukaryota; Fungi; Basidiomycota; Agaricomycetes; Agaricales; Physalacriaceae. Gene Ontology annotation, cellular component: fungal-type vacuole; cell periphery. Gene Ontology annotation, biological process: positive regulation of catalytic activity. The record is from RefSeq and is a predicted model, not a curated record.